AUGGAAUCAAACAACAAACCAUCGACGUCACAAAAUCUCCAAUCCGAUUCGUCUGACGAUGAUGAUGAACAUCCUGAAAACUUAUCCACUGAAGAGAUAUGUCAUAAAAUAAAGGCGUUUCGAAAUUUAUGUUUUGGAAACGGAAUAAAUGUUUCCAACGCAUUUGACAUUGAUAUGAUUGGAUGUUUUUAUUCUUGGUUGGAGAAAAAAAAAAGCUCAAUCUUUGAUGAUAAUAACGAUAUCACCUUGUUCCAUGAGAUAAGUGACUAUAUUGAAGCCUCAGCCAUAGUCUAUUCUUAUUGUGUUGACAAUUUGACAGAAACAACUAGUAGACAAGUUGAACAAUUUAAAUCCAUGAACUUCAAAAAAGUACAACUCCAAUGGAUGAUGAUAAUGCAUCGACAAUUCAGAAACCAAAGAAAAGUGUUUUUAAAAAAAAAAUUUUUUAUUAAUAAUAUAUGUAAUAAAUUUACAAACUGUACAAUUUGUAGGUAA
This is a messenger RNA of Macrosiphum euphorbiae (potato aphid), 495 nucleotides long. NCBI's taxonomy places the organism in Eukaryota, Metazoa, Arthropoda, Insecta, Hemiptera, Aphididae. The record is from the annotation of a GenBank genome assembly.